Messenger RNA from Panicum hallii, 1221 nucleotides. RefSeq names its product isopentenyl-diphosphate Delta-isomerase I-like. The record is from RefSeq and is a predicted model, not a curated record. Bases 122 to 1018 code for a protein of 298 amino acids. The transcript is spliced from 6 exons. Gene Ontology annotation, cellular component: cytoplasm. Lineage: Eukaryota; Viridiplantae; Streptophyta; Magnoliopsida; Poales; Poaceae. Gene Ontology annotation, biological process: isopentenyl diphosphate biosynthetic process; isoprenoid biosynthetic process. Gene Ontology annotation, molecular function: isopentenyl-diphosphate delta-isomerase activity.
GCUGCAGCUCGCGAAGUCGCCGCGCUCUCCCUCCCAACAGCAGCAGCCAGCAGGCCAGCCGCGCCCAACAAAUCCAGCCGUCACCCGUGCGCGCAGCGGAUCUCUCCCCACUCCUCUCAUUAUGGCGGCGGCACCGGCGGCGCGUCCCACCCUCGCGCUCCUCGCGUCCGCCUCGGCGUCGCUCGGGGCCGGGCGGCGCGCGUGGGCUCGCCUGGCCGUCUCCUCCUCCUCGGCGGGGCUGGCUCUCCCCAGGCUCCGCGGGCGCCGCGCGAUCGCCGCCGCGGCCGGGGGCGCCGUGAUGGGGAAGGCCGGCCCCGGCGCCGUCGAAGCCGACGCGGGGAUGGACGCCGUGCAGCGGCGGCUCAUGUUCGAGGAUGAGUGCAUUUUAGUGGACGAACAGGACAAUGUCGUCGGCCACGAGUCCAAGUAUAACUGCCAUCUCAUGGAAAAGAUAGAAACUGGACAUGCGCUACACAGAGCUUUCAGUGUUUUCCUUUUCAACUCCAAAUAUGAGCUGCUACUUCAGCAAAGAUCUGCAACAAAAGUGACAUUUCCACUUGUAUGGACGAACACUUGUUGUAGCCAUCCUCUCUACCGUGAGUCAGAGUUGAUUGAGGAAAAUUGUCUAGGGGUGAGAAAUGCAGCCCAGCGCAAGCUAUUUGAUGAAUUGGGAAUAGUGGCUGACGAAUUACCACUUGACCAGUUCAUUCCGCUUGGGAGAAUGCUUUAUAAGGCUCCUUCAGAUGGAAAAUGGGGCGAACAUGAGUUGGAUUACCUGCUGUUCAUGGUUCGCGACGUGAAGCUCAACCCAAAUCCUGAAGAAGUCGCGGACGUCAAGUACAUGAACCGUGAUCAGGUGAAGGAGCUGCUCAGGAAAGCAGACGCUGGGGAGGAUGGUGUUAAGCUGUCCCCUUGGUUCAGGCUGGUGGUGGAUAACUUCCUCAUGGGCUGGUGGGAUCAUGUCGAGCAAGGGACCCUCCAGGAGGCCGCUGACAUGAAAACCAUCCAUAAGUUGUAGACUAGAUCACUCGGCACUUGUUUUCUCCGUUGAGAAAUAGCAGCCGCUGUUGCUGUUGGCGCAUGUUUUGUAAUAGCCGUCAUUUCGAUGCAAAUAAUCCGUAAAGUAACAGUAUAGUGUUCUUAUACCCAAAAUGGUAAUGCAAACAGAAACUCGUGAAGAGUAUGUAGAUUUCUGCGUUUUUAUUCGUAAUAAGGAUUGAA